AUGGAUAGUAUCAAAAAAAAAGAAGAUUAAAAUAAAUAAUAAUAAAUAAGAUAAUAUGUGGAUAUAGCAAAAAGAGCUGUACAAUUAUAUGAUGUGAAAAAUUAUCCACUAGCAAAAUAUGUAUUUAUAUUAGCUUUAGAAGGAAUAGUCAAGUUGCAAAAAUAGGAAAAUGAUCCUGAAUUAAAAUAAUAGCUCACAUAAAAAGCAAAUGACUACUUUCAAUUAGCUGAAUAGUGUAAAAAGUAAUUAGAUGCUUAAAAUAAACAGCUAUAAACAGAUCCUUUAGUGUAGUAAAUUAAUUUAACAAUGUUGGAAAAAAAGAAUACAAUAAAAUUUGAGGAUAUUGCUGGUUUAAAAGAAGUAAAAGAGGCUCUCUAUGAAUCUAUAAUUUACCCUAAUCUUAGACCAGAUAUAUUUUAAGGUAUAAGAGCUCCACCGAGAGGUAUUUUGCUAUUUGGGCCUCCAGGAAAUGGGAAAACUCUUAUUGCUAAGGCUGUAGCAACUGAAAGCAAUGCAACUUUUUAUAAUAUUAGUGCAAGUAAUUUAAUGAGUAAGAAUUUAGGAGAAGGAGAGAAACUAGUAAAAGCACUCUUUUAGUGCGCUUACGUAAAUCAACCUUCUAUUAUAUUCAUAGAUGAAAUAGACAGUAUUUUAAAGGCUAGAUGUGAGAAUGAACACGAAGCAUCUAGGAGACUUAAGACUGAAUUUUUGAUUUAGUUCGAUGGUGCUAAUUCCUCUGAUUAGGAUAGAGUUAUUGUAAUAGGAGCUACAAAUAGACCAUAAGAAAUAGACUCAGCUGCUCUAAGAAGAUUUACAAAAAGAAUAUUGAUUGAUGUGCCAGAUGAAAAUACGAGACUUCAUUUAAUUAAAUAUUAUACAAAAGAUGCAGUGACUUCUUUAAACGAAAAAUAGAUAAAAGAAUUAGUUAAAAAGAUAGAUGGAUAUUCUUGUAGUGAUAUUAAAGCUCUAGUAAAGGAAGCUUGCAUGCUUCCACUUAGAAAACUAAAAAAAAAUGAAUUAUUAAGUGUUGAUUCAACCAAAAUAAAACCUGUUUCAAUAGAUGAUUUUACAGAAGCUGUUAAAAAAGUACCUCCAAGCUUACAAAAAAAAGAAUUGUUAUAUUUUAAAAACUUAGUCAAAGAGUAUAAUAAAUAGGUUUGA
Messenger RNA from Tetrahymena thermophila SB210, 1161 nucleotides. Its product is annotated as AAA family ATPase. The transcript has 7 exons. The record is from RefSeq and is a predicted model, not a curated record. Gene Ontology annotation, molecular function: ATP binding; ATP hydrolysis activity. NCBI's taxonomy places the organism in Eukaryota, Ciliophora, Oligohymenophorea, Hymenostomatida, Tetrahymenidae.